Lytechinus variegatus (green sea urchin) is the source of this 6313-nucleotide messenger RNA. RefSeq lists its product as uncharacterized. NCBI's taxonomy places the organism in Eukaryota, Metazoa, Echinodermata, Echinoidea, Temnopleuroida, Toxopneustidae. The transcript is spliced from 4 exons. The record is from RefSeq and is a predicted model, not a curated record. Bases 1 to 4581 code for a protein of 1526 amino acids.
AUGGAUUAUUACUCAGACCAGACGGCAAUUGAAAAGAUGGGCACUCAGCCACUCACCCCAACCUUAGCCUUCUAUGUCCCUCCAAAGAGGCCUCCAAUCUCUCAAUAUCAGCACUGGGCAGGAAAGAAGAUCACACGUGAUAUCAUUCUACCAUCGCCUGAUCAGAAGAAAGAAAACUUGCCAAAUCCUAAACGUACACAGCGCCCUCUAUCAGACGGUGACAUCCUCUCAGAAAGCUACCUCCAACGUCUCCAGAGUCCUCUACCAACUCCUGAAGAAGCCGUCCGACAACAUGUGGGCCCCUCAUCUCUGGUUACUGUGGACACAUCAGGGACUGGGUUUGAGCGUAUGGCAAACAUCAGACGCUCCCUCACACUCACCUUCAGGAUGUCCUCCAGGGGGAGGAAAGAACGCAGGGAGAAGAAGGCCUGGCGAAGAACAGUAUCAGGUAUCCCUCGGGAGGUGGAAGAGGAACUCAAGAAUGGGCGUGCACGCUCGAACUCGGGAAGUGAAUACACCAGUAGCUCUAGCGCUGAGUUUGAGGAGUUAAGAACUCAGAGUCUGGACAGGAAGCUGAAGUAUUCUGUGCGGGAGUACAACAAGGCUUACGAAGCUCGGAAGGCUGCAGGCAAGGAAGGGAAGCCAAGUAUUGCAGUUGUUGCUCCUCUCAGGAACAGGAGAAGAAACCGUCACUCACUUGGUGAUUCCAGUAAAUUAGAGAAGGCUCUGAACAUGAAUGGGUCUGCUUCACUUCCUAGAGGAAUGGGACUACUAAGACCAAACUCAGUGCCACCAGGCAGUGCUAUGGGAACUGUUCAAUUCUCUGGUUCUUCUGCUGACAGCUCAAUGGAGAGGAUCUGGCAGACAUCGGCAGUUAACAGGCUCAAUGAAAGUGCUGAAUCACGUAAGCACUCUGGUAACCUGCGGAAUGGCAAGCCUAAACUCUUCCUCCCACAGAUGUCUCACUUACCGAACGCAGUGAUCACCACCCAGUCUUACGUGAAGCCCAUCCCUACAGAGACCACAGUCAUGUCAAAGGCCAAUGACCAACAUCCAAAACCUCACCAGCAACAUCUUCGUCCAGAUCCUGCGGAACUUGCAGCUUCGGUUAGGCUAAGGAUGCAGAAGUCCAGCUUACGGAAAGAGGAUAGGAGAUCCAGUUCAGGAAACUGGAGCGGAACAGACAGCACAAGAACAUCAGUGUGCUCAGAACAGGACAGUCAAGUUACUCCUCCAGCUAACAUGGAUGCAUCCCCUUCAGAUUCUGCAGUGUCAUUGUCCAAUGAGGUAGAAUGUUCCCAGGGAACGCCUAUUGCUCCUUGUGCUAAUUCAUCAUUCCCUGGGUUAAUCAAUGGAGAUGGUUCUCGUCCCUGCUUCCUUCCUGUUCAAAAGUCGUCCCUUAGUUCCUCUAGUGGGAGUCCAACCCCAACAAAUGAAAUAGAAGCAGCAGGUGGAAACUUCACCAGAUUAGACACUGAGACAUGGUUAAAGAGUGUGGGUGCCUCCACGGGUCCUUCACCUGCUUCUGUACAUAGUAAACCAGAACUUGGUAACACGGCCCCUUCUGUUAAAGGACAACUCAAACCUCAGCUAUCCUUUGGUGAUUCCUCCUCAGAAUCUUCAGUGGAGAAUGCAGCAAGUAUUGUCUCUGAUAACACUUCCUUAGACCUUGAUGCUUAUUUUGGAGACUCUGCUGAAGAAUUCCCUGACACAGACAGUCUUUCUGCAUUCUCUGUUGAUCAAGAAGGGUACUGGACCUCGAUGCACUCUGACUGUGGACUCUCUCCAAAGCAUACCAAGCACCCUACAAUCCCUGAGCAUCCACAGAGUGUUGGUUAUGACUAUGACAUCGCAGCUCACUACAAGGGUAAGGAAAGUCGCAGAGGGUUCAUCACACCAAGGAACAAGGUAUCCAAGGACAGCAAUCAGCAAGCUCCACCUCUACCCACAAGGGAUGAUUCUUUCUCAUUAGAUGCCCAUCUUGGUAACCUACAGCUUCAGCCUCACUUAGAUGGCAGUCCAUUAUCCAUGGAUUCUUCAUCACCUUCAAACCAAACCCUCACCAAUGAUUCGGAUGGAAGUCGAAGUGUGACACCAGCUCCAAGCGACAUGUCAGACGUCAGCAGUGCCAGCUACGAUCUUCCACCUCCUCUGUGUAGCCCUAAUGAUCCUCAGAUGUACAGCUUGGGCUAUGGAGUGGCAAAUAAGGCUACAGGGAUACCUGGAGGGACAGCAUCCACCAGCAGACAGGCUCCAAUCAGUGCUCUCAGUAUGGCCUCCGGGGUUUCCUCCAAUGGGUUGCAGUAUACGCAGUCCUUGAUCAACGGUGUCAGUAGGUUAUCAGAGGCAUCCCCUGCAGCCACUAGCUCUCAGCAGACCAGUGGACAGAACAUGGUUUCUAUUGGUCUUCAGAACCACUUCCCUGCAGUUUCCUCUGCGGCUCCUUGUGCUAGCCAGGCCUCAGAUUUCUGGGCUACACCUAUACCAGGGGCAAUGCUGAAAGCAAGAGAACGUUUCUACGGGUUUAAACCAUCACCUCUUAAGCCUGAGCAGCAGAACAGCCAAGCAACAACUGAAUCUGACUCAGAUACUGUGACACCGGUCACUAGUCCAAGGACUCCUUCUGAUUCAAACAAUAUGUUCUUUGGUAUGUACCCUGGGAGUUACAGUGUUAUAAGAAAGAAAUCAAAGGACAGUACCUACACCAUCUAUUCAAAUGGAAUGAGUGCUAGUCUUAUCAAUAAACCCGCAGAUGUGAUCUCACCUACAAACUCUUUGGAUAGGAAGCAAAAAUUCAAUCGAUAUGUAUCUGACUUGCAAGCGCAAGCACCUCAGGCGUAUGAUGCACUGAGCCAGCUCAAGGCAGGUGAAGAAAGAACCAAAGCAAUGUCCAGGGAACAGAGAGCAGAGAUUCUGGAGCAAAUGAGGAAGUCAAAAUCUGGUGGGCGCAGCAGCAGUAUGGCCACACCUCCGGCAACUCCAACCUCCCCACCAGUCAUACCCACGACCAGUAAUGUUUCAGCAUUGCUGGCAAUAUCUUCUGCUUCAGAGUCACCUCUUAAUAAGGAGGAAGCAAGGACAACUUCCUUCAGGACAUCCUACAAAGAGGGUAUAGCCGCCAAGAACCUUGACCCUGACAAAGCCAUCAUCCAUGCAGCUAAGAGACUAGAAGACAACCGUACUGAACCAGAUCCUGAGCAAGCAGAAGCUGAACAGACAGACGGAAGUUCUGCCGAAUCAGGUAAUGUUGCAGGACGCCCAACAACUCCUAAGAAUAUAGCUGUAGAUACUGCAGACGAUCCUGAGGAAUAUACCCCAUAUGUGUUCGACCCUCAGCGGCAACCAGGUAGCUCUAUAUUGAAAGGGAGUGCCAAGAAAGACGAUCUCCAUGCCAGGAUUCACAAAUCAAAGAAAAAGUUGAAUAUCUCUACAGAUCCCUUCGAAGAUACAACUAUAGGUCAAAUGAUGGCUGCUGAUUCCCCUUAUGACAAUGUUCCCCCCAAUAUAAGAACUAUUCGCUUCUCUGAGACUGUAACAGUAGAAAACACUCCUGUCCGUGUGUGUUUAGUUUCAGGUAAACCAAGAACUAAUAUGAGUGACUUUAAGGCGCUAUUGCAGCAGCAAUCUCAGCCGAUAGGUUCUAGGACAGUAUCUGCAUGCUAUGCAUUGAAUGUAAAGGGUAAUGUCAAAGGGCCUAGGAAUGCAGAACUCUUGUAUCGGGGCAUCUUACAGGAGGAAGAUGACACAAGAAAGGCAGAAGAUGAUAAAGAUUCUACAGAUAGUCCUGUCCCAGAAAGAAAGAUUGUGACUGUUAGUGACUUGAAAAAUGCCAUGGCAUCGGCAAGGGGCAAUGUUAGGAUGGUGAAUGUGGAGGAAGCUCGAGAAAAACAUGAAAUUGUGAACAAAUCUAGUUGUGCAACAGUGACUGCCAUACCAGAAAUCUCAUCACUUCCAAUCAGGGAAACUGUGAUAAAUGGCUCAGAUGACUCACCAGAGAGUGAUGUAAAAACAACAGAAGAGACUGUAUCGAAUCACUCACCUGCUUCUUCAAGUUUGGGUACAAGUACAGAUGAUCAUUGUAAGAAUGGUUGUGAAGCAUCAGGUACACCUGAGACAAUACCCUUGAAUAACAACAACAACCAUAACACAGAUUCCAUCCAUGCUACAUCGGCAGAUAUUCCUCCUGUCAACAUCCUCAAGAACAAUGUCACUCCUGAAGUGUAUCCCACUCUUGCCACGGUGGUGGAGUCAGCCCAGGAAAGCAGUGAGGACUCUACUGUAAAGCGCAUUCCCAAGCAUUCCUGGUCCGAUACCGAUCUCAACCGUUCCAACCUGAUGGCCGCUAUCAGGGAUCGAGGAAAGCAGGUGGACCAGCGGGAGGCAGCUGUAGCCAGACUGGAGGAAGCAAGAGAUGCCGGGAAGAAAGGCAGUCCGGUAAGACGGGCCAUGCCUGUCAGUAGGUCGGAAGGUAGUAUCCAUUCUAUCCUGGACUCUGUCAAACACUCGAUACAGAAGAUGUCGCCGAAGCAUGAAGCUCAUGAUGGAACGGAUAUGGAUUAUCCCUCUGAUGCUUGGGAUUAAGUGUAUUUCAUGAACAUAUUUCCUUACCAGCUGAAUAACCCUUUUGUAUGAAUACAACAGAUACAAGGUCGGAACCUAGAACUAGAGUUGCUUAACUAAGAAAUGAAGAAAAGGAAUUUUCUAAGUUCUGUCAGAUAUUUAUUUCUCCUCAUUUCUUUCUUCCAAGCAAAGAAAAUAUUUAUAUGUAUGUUGUACAUGUUACACACCAGAAAGAAAUUAUUUUUAGUUUUUAUAUGACGAUCAGUUUACCACUUGCGAAACAGAAAUUAUGUAUCCAUUGACAAAGACAGUUCGUAUUUUAUAGUUCAUAUGUACUCAGUGAUUUUUUUAUUUUCAAUCUUUUAAUUAUUGGUUUUAAUUGUUGUAUAAAUUGUUUUAAUUGAACAUAGAUCAUGACAAGAGAUAUUUCAAAAGUUUAAUCUUAUUUCAAAGCAUUUCAUGUUCAUAUCAGUAUUUUUAACCAAGCUUUCUUUAAACCCCUUUUUCAAGAUAACGAUGAUCAGGUUUUCUUCCUAAGAUUUCAUCAGUUUCACUGCCACUUUCAUUCAUUUUUUUUUUACAGAAAUUGUCCUUCCUUGAUAUGGUGGUUUUUGAUUAUCAUACAAUCAAGUUACAUUGUGUAUUUUUUUUUAUAUGAAAUUGUUUUAUUGUUAAACAGUAAUUCAUCAUAUUUACAUAGUAAGUCUUAGAUAAGUGCAAUCUUCCUAACAAAUGUAGUCAGAAACAACCCUAAUACCUAUAUUGCUUUCUGUAUAUUUCUUGCCCUUUUAUUAUAGCUUUUACAUUAUCCUUUUAAGCAACAAAUAAAACUAGUCAUCCAUACUUUUCUUCCUGUUACUACCAUUCAAAUGUUUAACAUGAUCAUUGUAAGCUGUAUCAAUUUGAUGUGAUAUGACUCAAUUUUAUGAAGCCAAUUAGCAUGUAUGUAAUCUUUUUUUUAAACUUUUGUGUAUGUCAAAAUCAUGGAAGACAUGUUUUAUUGUAUAUUUUUUUAAUGAAAUGUUAGUAAUCCCCAUUUCUGUGUGGUUGACCAUGGGGUGUACAACAUGUUUUUUUUUUUUUUACAUUGCAUUAGUUUGAAUACCUCUCUCUUUGGAUCAAAACUUUUGAAGCGUUGGUAAAUUUAAAUUUUUACCUGGCUUAUGUUUUCAAAAUAGAUAAUCAAAAAUUUCAGUAAUUCCUUUAAUUUUAAAAUAAAUCAAUCAUGAUAAACAGUAAUUGAUUCAUUCCCUAAUGGAAGUGAUUCAGGUUUAUAACAUUUUUAAAAUGUAUCUUUCUUUGUAAAGCUGCCAAGCAAUCAAUUUUUUUUUAAGAUCAAUAUAUGAAUGACAUGAAUGUUAUAUGAAAGCUGACAGCAGAGUGAGCAAUCUUCCUCUUAACAUCUGGCAGUGAUCUAGGGCCUGCUACACAAGGUUUAGCAAUUGAUCAUACUAGGUGGUUUCAAACCGCCUCGAUCAUAAGAAUCCCUGUUAAAUUACGAGAACUUUUUUAGGCUAAAAAAUACCCAUUAAUUAUUCCUGCAUUCACACUGCCCUGAAACACCCUUCGGGAUAAGUUCCUGAAGUUACGUGCAUGCGCUGAUCUGGUCUGAUAAGCAAGCGAGGCAUGAGAUUCAAAACCACUAGCUCAGCAGUCACCCACAGCGCCUGCGUCCAAAGACACGCUGGGCUAAAAGUUCCUGUAAAUUGCUUUUGACAUUGCCAAAAUACCUGCGACCUUGGGAAAAUCCCUG